AGACGAGAGUUCUAGCGCGCCGAGCUCGGGCGUGAUAGAGGGCACAGGAUGUUACGCCGAGUGGGGGAGGCGUUUUUAUGCCCAGCAGAGGAUGCUCAAGAGGCCCCUUAGGGAUGAAGGAGGUGAAGAGAAACGUGCACGUCGAGAGGAGGGGGAACUGUGCACGCCGACGUUUAAACUCCUGGCGCCCAAGACCCUGGCCAGCACCAUCCAGCGAUGGCACGGCCCUGGCUCGGCCCUGGCUCACCAUCUCCCUGUCGGGGCGUUCCAUGUUCAGCCGCGGGGUGAUCGAGCAUGCCGCUCAAGGUAAGCUUCACCUCACCGAGCCGGACGAUGUCUAUCCCGGCACCGAUCAACAGGUGAUCACCCUGGAGUCCACUGGUUGGGAACACAUCGUCAUGGCGAUGCGCCAGGUCCUGGCGAUGGUGAACAACUGCACUGAGUGCGUCAUGCCCGGCCAUGAGGACGAACGGCGCCUGGCCGUGGUCAUGCCUUCUCGUUCGAUCAGCGCGCUGAUUGGUGUGAAAGGCGCCAAUGUCAAGGAGCUGCAGCUCCGGACAGGCUGCCACAUCCACGUGGACGACGUGGCCAUAGGCCAUGGUCCUGGGGGAGACCGAGCUGUGAACAUCAAUGGCCUUCCAUCCGGGUUGGAGCAAGCGAUUGUUCGGACGGUGGAAGUGGUGCAGGAGUCCCAUGACCAGGUGUGGUUCCGGAAGUGGGCCGAGCGCAGCAAUGCUGAGCGCUUGGAGCAGGAGCAGGCACCGCCCCUCCGUGGCGGACCUGCGCGGCAGAACAGCGAGCCGGACAUCAACGGCAUGGGGAACAUGAUGGGGAACAUGGCGGCGAUGAUGGGGAACAUGAUGGGCAACAUGGGCAGCUGUGGCGGCAUGAGCAGUAUGGGCAUGAACAACUGCGGGAUGGGCUCCAUGGGCUCCAUGCCGAUGAAUGGCUGUGGCUGCUGUGGCUGUGGCUGCGGUGGUUGUGGUGGCUGCGGUGGCUGCGGUGGCUGCAUGGGUGGCAUGGGCCGCUGUGGCUGCGGAGGCUGUGGCUGUGGUUGUGGGAGCCUGCCGAACCAGAUGGGCUGCCCCGGCUGUGGUGGAAGCAGCUGUGGCAGCUGCUGCGGGAGCUGUGGGGGUGGCUUGGAGAUGGGCAACAGCAUGGGCUCAGAUGGCUCAGAUCUGGUGAUGCGCGUCAUGGAGGAGAUGCCUUCCUUCGUGUCCCGUGAUCCUCGUGGCUUCAUUCUGCGAAGUGCGGUGCCCCUGCGCAUGGCGGAAGCCCUCCAGCAGAAGGCAGUCCAAGUGAUGGGCUCGACCUUCACGAAGAUCAGCUUCAGUGGGGACGUCAGCUCCAACGCCCGCAUCAUGAGUGUCCAGGGUUCUCUCUUCAACAUCUGCGCCGGCUUCAUGCUGAUGAUGCGCCACUAUGUGGAGAUCGAGCAAAAUGGCUUCUGACAUGUGGCAGUCGUCUCACCAGUAGCGGGGGUCGCUAGCGAGAAGAAGUUCACAAGAUCGAUGCGCCCAAUGAGUGUGUUUUUGGA
Messenger RNA from Durusdinium trenchii, 1537 nucleotides. The record is from the annotation of a GenBank genome assembly. NCBI's taxonomy places the organism in Eukaryota, Dinophyceae, Suessiales, Symbiodiniaceae.